AGAGAACAAUAUCGUCACCUUUGUUAACAAAUAGAGAAUUCUUUUCAUAGACUAAAUUAUUGUAGAUAGUAUAACAAAGCUGACACUGACAAAAAUUUACAAGUCAAAUUGACAUUCUUAUAUUUAUACACAUAUUAUAUUAUACAAUGAAAUUAAUAAGUUUUGUAUUCUUUUUUAUGGCAGCAAGCUUCACGAUUACAAUUGUUUACUCAAAAUCAGUUUCGAGCGUUUAUAGAAGAGGUCCUCCAGGUAUGCAGUAUGGCGAUUUUAAAGAAACGAUCGAAAAUGACAACAUGAAAUCUCUACGCGAUUACCUAUCCAAGCCGAGGCAUUACACUCGUAUAAAAAAAAGAUCCCCACACCACAAAGUCUCCAUUCACGAGAGUGAACCUAGGAAAAAAACCUGUGGAAUUAUGUUCAAGAACAAGGAGCCCAUCGGUAUUCUACAGCCCUACGAAGAAUCGUUCAAGUUAAUUCCUGUCAAGGAACAAAAAAUUGAUUUGGAAAUUAAACAACUGCAUUCUGAAGACGAUUCUGGUCCCGUCCAAGAUAACAGUGAAGCACUAUCGGAUAAUAACGAUAACAUUAAAAGUAGCUUUACAAAAAGAAGUGCAGACUCACAACUUGAAUCAAACGUGGAAGAUCGUUUAAAGGAUAUCUUAAACGAAAUGGGCUUAAUAGAGAAGCAAAAUCUGGAUAAUAAAAACGAGAAAAGAUACGUUAAAGAGGACGAAAACUUGGAACGUGGCUUAAACAAAAUAAACAUGAUCAAAGAAAAUCGCGACUCACGUAUGGAAAGUAAAAGAUUAGUGCAGGAUAAACCAGUGCCUGUCGAAAGUAAUCUACUGAAUGAUAACGAAAUAUUUAAAGUUAGACCUGAACACAAAAGGAGUGAUCGUUUUGGGAAUGGCGAAAGGAAGAGACUGAUUCAAGAUGUCCCUGUGCCGGUUGAAAGCAAUUUACUGAACGAUAACGAUAUAUUCGUAACGAGCAAUUUAUUGAAACGAGAAGUUAAAUCUGAGCCCCAAAAGAAUGAUCGUUUGGAAAAUGGCGAUCGUGGGGAUUAUAGGAACAAGAGACACGAAGAUGAGGAUAAUAUCAUUCAAGACUUGGCCAAUUCCGGGGACCUAUCUAUAAGUGGAAACAAAUCUCCCUUGGCGUAUGCUUCAAAUACAGUAAUGGAGGAAGAAUCAAGUAGAUCAAGUAAAAGAGAGUUGAUCAGGAGGAAGCGCGGGAAUCCCAGAGUGGGGCCGAGCAAAAAUAAAAGAUUCAAUACCCUUCUGGAUGUGGAAACGGAUGUCUUGAAUCCAGUACUGAAUACUGGGGAGCUAAAGCCUAAAAUACGACGGCGUAGAGGAGUAGACCGCGUUAACACAAUAAAAGAGGAUAUAUUACGGGAAAUUUCGGAGCUCAAUAACCUGCCGCCAUUCACUUCAUCUCUCAGCACUAUGAACACAGAACAACCCACCUUGACGGGAAAUCUUAACAUGAUUACGUGCAUCAGUAAAAAUACAAUGAAUGCAUCCGCCUCAACUGCGUCAACCAAGUGUGAUUGUUCGACUAAUUCAAUGAACACCACCUACAACGUUUUAGUGAGUACCACGGAAGGUAAUUCGAACCUCACCAAAGUGGUGAGUCUUAACGCAAGCGACAAAGAAAUCAACAUUAGCCUGCAAAAUGGUCAUCAGAACCUGCAAAUAUCGAUAAACACCAAUCAAUCGAGUGCGGCGAAUAAAACCAAAAGGGAAGCAGCGUACCCCGAAAAAAUCGUGCACAAGCGCGAAAACGACAACUCCCAGUUCUUCGAAAUCGAGAAGGAUUUGGAACCCAGGUUCGCAGAAGAAACCUACGAUUAUUACGAGGAAAAGGUUGACAAUGUGAAGAAGAGGUGCUCGUCAGGGAACUGCGGUCGCGAUAAUACGGGAGAGUCGUGCAAUUGCGACUCCCCAGGUUGCAAUUGCGGGGUCAAAGGUACACAAAUCAAAGUGAGCAGGGAGCAUAACGACAGAAGAGGAGACUUGAAACGUUCCGACGAUCAAAUCAGCCAGGCCGUGUUUGCGGAGUACGAGGACGAGUUGGAUAGCAAGCAACCCAUCAUACGGUUGAUAAGAAGCGACUAUUACAUGGACUUUCACCCAGAUUUAUACAACAUGGUCCCGUUUAAACCAGCCAUCGUGGAAGACGGAGAUGACUACGAUUAUGUCAACAGGAAGGGCAGACAAAGUUUGGACGGUGCAGCCUUACAUGGCGGUGUUGCUAGCAGAGGUCAUGCAACCUCGCAAAUUCCCGUCGGUAGUCCUUACAGAGUGCGAAGGACCAUAGACGAGAAGGGAGAUCCUAUAAAACUGAUAGAUAUGUCUGAUAAGGAGAUUUUUGGGGCGCUUCCCCAAAGCUUCGAAGGCGAAUUGGGAACCUACAAGCGCCCCUUUGAAGAGUCCUACAAGCUUAUCCCGGUAAAAGGACUGAAAGAAAAUCUGGACGUUGUCGAUGAAAAACCGCGCGAAAAGGAUGAAGUGACUGAAGAGGAAAAAGAAAAUGAGGAGGAAAAGGAGGAUGAAGAGUUUAUGAAUAUGAUUGAAAAAAACGGUCAUAAAACUGAAAAAAUCAAGGAUAAAGAAAAAAGAACCGCUCUGAAGCAACCUGUUUCGGUUGAGGAACAGUUGCGAGGCAUGCUGGACGAAAUCGGCUCGAUUAACGAUUUGGAAAGUGAGACCAGAGAAAAAAGAUUUGCCCAGGAAAAUUCCACGAGGGAGGGCAUUAAAACGCAUUCAAAACAAUUUAAAAAAUCUCCAGUAGAUAAGCAAAGAGCCGAGCGAAGGUUAAAUUUUCUUCUGGACUCGGUCAAACUGCGGGCUCAGGCCAAUACGGCUUUGAAAGCGAAGAACGACGAGCGCGUCAAUAACCACCCCAAUAACAACAACAAGAGAAACAAAAAGUCAAUCAAGGAGAAAAGUUCGGGCUUGGUGGAUUAUGAGAAGAAGGUUCAAAGUCAAAUCCAGAAAAAAAUACAAGCGUUGAAAGACGAGGUGAAACGUGAAAUUGAGUAUUUGAAAGGGGACGAUAAAGCGGAGUUGCAGAACACGCGUAAAAAAAGAGAAGUCGAUGAAGGUGACGGUGUUGAUGAUGAUCAAGUAGAAGGCAGAAAUCGACGUCAAGUGCAAAUCGAGUAUUACGCUCCUUCAAAUAACGACGCUUCGGAUACAGCGGAAAUAUCGGUUGAACUACCCUCGCACAAAAAUUUAGAUCAAAUUAACCCAAUUACUGAACCACCCACAGGUUUUGUGGCGACAACCAACGACUAUAGAAGAUACAUUGUGAACAGCACCGAUAAAUUGGUGAAAAUCAACAUCAACAACGGCAAACACGUAAACGUUUACUCGAAACGCAAACGUCAAAUUACGAGUGAGGACUUGAUGGCUGAAACGAAUUUAAAGGAGGAAACUCAGAACAUAAAGAGAGACUGUUCUUCGGGGAAAUGCGGCAAAAACAACGAAGGCCAAUCCUGCAACUGCAACUCCCCCGGUUGCAACUGCGGAAGCGGCGAAAACAAACUCACCGGUUUCAAUGAGGAUAAGAUCAAAGAAAAACGGUCGGAAGAUGCCGAGGAAUAUUCCUUCGAAAACGAGUUCGACUACGAAGAUGCUUCGGACCAAAAAAGCGCGCUGAGAAGAUCGAUGUCGAACGAAGACAACCCAGAGUACUACAUAGACUUGCAUCCAGACAUCUACCACAUCAAGAACUACAACGAGGAGAACUACGAAGAGGUCCCGGAUAGAGAGAAAAGAUCGGACAUGGACGAUUUGGUGGCUCUGCAUGGAGGCACAGCCACCAGGAACCAUUUGGUGGCCAUCAGAUCGCGGAGCAUGGGGAACGGCCUCUCCAGGGUCAGACGUAGAAUAGACAGGGAUCUUGAUGACGAACCGAUACACCUGAUCGAUAUGUCAGACGAGGAUAUUUUUGGGGCUUUGCCGCAGAGCUUUGAAGGCGAACUAGGCAGAUACAAGAGAAUCAAAAGGUAAUGGAUGUCAUGCAUCAUCUGUUGAAGAAAUUGGAAGCAUACGAGUUAUAUUAAGUCUACAUCGAAGGUGCACUUCCAGAUCAUUAUAAGCCCAAUUGAUACCUAUAAUAUUAGCUGUUAAGGACAAUUUAUUUUUUAGUUUACAAUAUAUU
Molecule: messenger RNA, 4170 nt
Organism: Brassicogethes aeneus
Lineage: Eukaryota; Metazoa; Arthropoda; Insecta; Coleoptera; Nitidulidae
Source: the annotation of a GenBank genome assembly